AUGUCCGUCGCCAUUGAAACCACCGAGGCUCCCACUGCCCCCACCACUGCCCAGCCCGUCAUGAUGGGCCAAAAGUCGCGCAUGCCCGAGUUCAGUCUCGCUGGCAAGGUUGUCUGCGUUUCUGGUGCCGGCCGUGGCCUGGGUCUGACCCAAUCCGAGGCCCUGCUGGAAGCCGGUGCGAAGGUGUACGCCCUGGACCGUCUGGAGGAGCCCGCUCCCGAAUUCGCACAGAUCCAGCAAAAGGCCAAGGAACUCGGAACGGAGCUGCACUACCGUCGCAUUGACGUGCGGGACACCGAGUUGCUCAACAGCGUGAUUGAGACGAUUGCCAACACCGAGGGUCGCAUGGACGGCCUGGUCGCUGCGGCGGGCAUCCAGCAGGAGACUCCGGCUCUGGAGUACUCUGCCAAGGACAGCAACACCAUGCUCGAGGUCAACGUGACGGGUGUGUUCAUGACUGCGCAGGCCGUGGCCAAGCAGAUGAUUCGCUUUGGCAACGGAGGCAGCAUUGCGAUGAUCGCCAGUAUGAGCGGCACAAUUGCCAAUCGGGGUCUCAUCUGCCCCGCCUACAACGCCAGCAAAGCAGCCGUCAUCCAGCUGGGCCGUAACCUGGCCGCCGAGUGGGGCCAGUAUAAUAUCCGCGUCAACACUAUUUCCCCGGGCUACAUCGUCACCCAGAUGGUUGAGAAGCUGUUCGUCGAGUUCCCCGAGCGCCGCGAACAGUGGCCCAAGGAGAACAUGCUGGGCCGCCUUUCCCGCCCGGAAGAGUACCGUGGCGCCGCGGUGUUCUUGCUCAGCGAUGCAAGCAGCUUCAUGACUGGUAGUGACCUGCGCAUGGACGGUGGCCAUGCCGCGUGGUAA
Penicillium cataractarum is the source of this 861-nucleotide messenger RNA. RefSeq names its product putative short chain dehydrogenase. The transcript is spliced from 3 exons. NCBI's taxonomy places the organism in Eukaryota, Fungi, Ascomycota, Eurotiomycetes, Eurotiales, Aspergillaceae. The record is from RefSeq and is a predicted model, not a curated record. Gene Ontology annotation, cellular component: intracellular anatomical structure. Bases 1 to 861 code for a protein of 286 amino acids. Gene Ontology annotation, molecular function: oxidoreductase activity, acting on NAD(P)H, oxygen as acceptor.